AUGUCUUUCGAUGGGAAAAGCUUAUCACCGAGCCCGCAAGUGCCUUUGUACUUAUGGGGUGGCUCCAAAGUGUACAAAGAGAGAUUUGUGGCAAAUCUGCAUCAUGUCACCAUUGAGACCCAAUUUCUAACAUGGCGUGCCGCUUUCAACUCUGCCAUUUCAAAGGACAUGCAUGUCAAGGAGAUGCUCUACGCCAUGGAAUGUGCCCCCAAUCAAUGUACCUCGAAGGUCUACCGGGCGAUCAUCUGCUUCAAAAAUCUAAGUCGUUUCUUAAAGCUGGCUCAUACAGUGCAGAAGUUCUUCUACUUCUUCAAAAUGAGGCACUACGGGAAAAAUGACAUCCACAAGAAGUUCGGCCUUGGCCCAGACAUGACCAAGGUUUGUCAAGCUCUGAACAUCCCUGCCAAGUUCCGUGAAUGGCACUGGUUGCUGAGCGAACAUCGGAAGGAGGCUAGCGGAUCAAGCACCUUUUCAGUGCAGACAAUAAGAAAGUCUUUGGCUAGGCAGUUCAAAACCUGUGAUCUAUCUUGUAAGGAGGUUAGCUCCCGAGUUAGGUCGAUUACAGAGAAGCAGAGUUUGAGUCAUCCCCACCGGUCUGGAAUCAAACUGAGAGGACUGUACCCUCGUUCAGUAUCGCAGGUUGCGGCCAUGAGAGCUAGAGAGUCGUCUGCUCGAGCGAAGAGUCUUUCAGUUAUGCGAACUGCUAGUCCAGCAAACUCAUCUGCUGUUGUCCCCUCUUCUGCUCAGCUUGAUGAGUUGAUCAAGAAAUAUGCUGAUCCAAUCGGCAAGCUCUCAAAUGAGCGAAUUCGUCAUGAUGCCAGGAUGUCCAAGGAUGCCUACUUUCGCCUUGAACACAAGUUUUUCCUUCUGGCCCAAAGCCAUGACAAGUUGCUGGCCAAGUUCGACACCCACGUAGAAGCUGUGAAGGUGUCGAAACAUACGAUUGCUGCCAACGCGUACAAGCUGGGAUACUUGGAUUGCAUGAACGGCGCCUUUCCCUAUUGCCUCAUCAAAGAUGAAGAUGCUGACCAACUCACCAUGAUGUGCCCCUUGCUCAAAUUGAGCAGAUCAACACUUUGGACGUAG
Molecule: messenger RNA, 1086 nt
Organism: Prunus armeniaca (apricot)
Lineage: Eukaryota; Viridiplantae; Streptophyta; Magnoliopsida; Rosales; Rosaceae
Source: the annotation of a GenBank genome assembly